CUAUGAGUCUACCUUAUCUACCUUACAUACCUCACCCACGCUUUCGCUCUUGCUGAUGUCGACCCGUCAUCUAUUUCGAUAGGUUUGUGUGGGGAUUUCUUAACAUAGGAGUGGACUCAAACCUACUUUGUUUUGAGUUUAUCGAACUUCUUCACCGAAGCGCGCGGCAAAUGACUGAAUCCACCCACCUUCUUUUUUUUUUCGUCUGUCUCAUGAAGUAGUGACAGGCAUCUCCCUUGUCACAACCUGACGUUUUCGUUUUGGUAUCCGGCGCAGCAAGUUUUGGGUGUGGCCCGAGCCCCAAUUGACGACGCAUCAACUUGCGCUGCCAAUGCCUUUCAUCUGACAAUCACUCCCUUCGUCCUCAAACCUGCCAACUUUCCAAGUCUUUGUCGACUUCGUCGUUCAUCUUUGUGUUCUUCACACCAUCGGAUGCUUCCAUCACGGUGACCGCGCCUGUCAAACAUCAUUCCUGCAAUCUAAACCCAAUCUGGCCUUUUUUUCUUUCUUCUUUUUUUUUCUUUUUUUUUAAUUUUACUUGAUAGAUAUCGCUACUAUAACCUCAUCCCAAAUCCCACACUUCAGCAUACCGAGCAAGGUUGAAUGCGCUGUUGUCUCUACUACUGACGUGUCAAGCACGUUUUGUCUACUCUACCUAAAUCGCUUCCAUCAACGGGACUCAACUGCUUCUGCUUUGGGCAACUUAGUCGCGCCGGCCCCUGAUUAAAGGAAACUGCUUGUCCAGCCGGCCCGAAGACCAUUUCUGCAGCCUCACUAACCAAGCUUGGCGAGCAUCAUAGAUGGUCGCCUGAAAGUACCAUCUCCACACAGCUUUCUGGUCUGGACUGCCGGACAAAACCAUCCGUUGUCUGGUUGUCAACUCGUGCAACCCACCACUUACCGACCCUCCACAGAGGCUGGCGGAUCCGUGCCGCCUGGACCUGCAUUCACAGGCUUCAUUGACACUUUAUUAGGGGUCUGUCUUUACCAUACGAUUGGGCAUCAACACGUCGAGGCGGACGUUUGCCGCCGCGUUCAUCUAUUCCUACACGAGGAUCCCUGCUGGCCCAUUUGGAACGCAAAAUAUCCGGGAUCACCAGUACUUGCUGACCUAGCCGGUAUCUACGUGUUCACUCGCUUGCCUGGCUGAUCCGGUCUUUGGAGAACCACAGACAUGAGUCGUGAAUCAGAUAUUUCCUCCAGCUCAGGCCAAGGGAAGGACCUUGAGAGAGCUGCAAAUGCUGUCCACAGGGAUAAAGGAUCCAUAGCCAACUGCUCCGGACCGCUGGAGGCCGAUGGCGCGACGGGUAAAACAUGCUCGCAAGGCGCCAGUGGCAGUCGAGAAGCAUCUAUCGAAAAGCCUGCUCUUCCACUUGACGGUUCCUGCCUAGCAGUUCGUGACACCAACAAGUCAAACCCUGGAGCCAACACGCUGCGUUCCACACUUCCCAGGAGGCUUCAGUCUGCCCUUUCGACAUCCGGAAACCCCACAUGUAUAGGCUGUAUCAGACAGUACAGCGGGAACGGCUAUAGCGACAGUGUGCUACCUCGCCCUCGUUCUGGUUCUUGCCCGCAAAUAGGAAGAUGCCACGAGGCAAGGGGAUGUUUUGCCCCUGGUGGCCCAGAAACAGCCCCCACAUCACCCACCCCAAGCCAACUUUGCGACGGCAGCCACUGCCACAAUGUCGAUGAAUGUCAAAUUGCUACGUGCUGUUGUCUCGACCAGUCGGCUUCAGCACGGCAAGGAUAUGGCCAAUGGAACGACUGCUUGGACGACCUUCCAAACGAAGUUUUGCUACAUAUCAUGAGUUACUUGGAGGUUUGCGACUUGCUCGCAACUUCGAGGACCAAUCACCACCUCCGAGAACUGUCCCUGUCGCCGAUACUGCACUCGAUGCGUCUCCGUCGCAUCCGCAUGAUCCUCCCGCCGCUUCUCCAGUCGCCAUCCCGCCCGACGCUCCCUGACCUGAUCGGGCGCCGCAUCUUCAUGACGCAGACGACGGUCGUGUCUCGAAAGCUCUCACGCUCGCUCAUCUCGAUCCGCCUCUCUCGCCGGCUGGCGGCACGACCGUCGCCCGAGGCCCUCGUGGCCCGUGGUGUGCUGCCGCCCGAGUGGGGUGGCGUUGCGCCCGCGCUUGUAGCCAAGAAGCGCGCCGUCGAGAAGGAAAGGGUCAAAGACGGCCUCAGGGGCUUCGUCGAGCGUUGGACAGGUGAGGCGAGGCAGAGGGGCGAGGGCGUCAGGAGAUGGGAAGAGAGUCGCGGGGUCGGCAGGGUCUGGAGGCUCAAGCGAUUCUGGGAGAGGAUCGCGAGGGGUGAUGGGGUUGAGGUGAGGGAGGGCUAGAUGGGACCAGGUCAAGGUGCAUUUCAUCGGUUGGUGGCGUGAGGGUCUGUUUUGUCUUGCUUCUUUCUGCUGUAUUUUGUUCGGAGUGCUGGUCGCUCUGCUGUACUUGUGUGUGUGUGUGUGUGUAUAU
Pyricularia grisea is the source of this 2471-nucleotide messenger RNA. RefSeq lists its product as uncharacterized. The coding region runs from base 1175 to 2341 and encodes 388 amino acids. Lineage: Eukaryota; Fungi; Ascomycota; Sordariomycetes; Magnaporthales; Pyriculariaceae. Gene Ontology annotation, molecular function: protein binding. The transcript is spliced from 3 exons. The record is from RefSeq and is a predicted model, not a curated record.